Molecule: messenger RNA, 662 nt
Organism: Paramormyrops kingsleyae
Lineage: Eukaryota; Metazoa; Chordata; Actinopteri; Osteoglossiformes; Mormyridae
Gene: ubl4a
Product: ubiquitin like 4A
Biological process (GO): post-translational protein targeting to endoplasmic reticulum membrane; tail-anchored membrane protein insertion into ER membrane
Cellular component (GO): BAT3 complex
Molecular function (GO): protein-folding chaperone binding
Source: RefSeq, a predicted model, not a curated record
CGCAGCCCACAGUAGCCGUAUUCGUGCUCAGUGGCGCCGCUGUUCGGCGUUACGUUACCGGACCUGACGUCCGAUGCUCAUAAAUCACAGAAUCAACACAUUCGCCGUAACGGGUCGUGCUCUCUGACAUUUGUGAAAGGGUCCGAAUGAUAAAAUGAUUCUCACGGUGAAGCCACUUCAAGGGAAGGAAUGUAGCCUGCAGGUCACAGAGGACGAGAAAGUGUCGACGGUGAAGGAGCUCAUCUCUGACCGUCUGAAUAUCCCCCCCAGUCAGCAGCGGCUGCUUUACAAAGGGAAGUCUUUGGCAGAUGAGCACCGGUUAAGUGAUUACUCCAUCGGAGCAGACGCCAAGCUCAAUCUGGUAGUGCGGCCCACGGGAGAAAGGGCAGGGACAGCCGGGGGCUCCGGAGGUGGUGGAGAAUGCGGCAGCAGUGCGGUGUGGCAGGCCCUCUCUGUGGUGCUGGCCAAACAUUUCAGUCCUACGGAUGCAGCUAAGGUGCAGGAGCAGGUUAUCAAGGAUUACGAACGCUCCCUCCGGCAGCUCAGCCUGGAUGACAUCGAGCGCCUGGCCAGCCGGCUGCUGCACCCAGAGGCGGGGGGCAUGGACACCUCAUACAUGGACUGAGAAAAGUGCCCUUCUGGGGACACGGGCGGCCGACAGC